Messenger RNA from Pieris brassicae (large cabbage white), 1582 nucleotides. RefSeq lists its product as uncharacterized. Gene Ontology annotation, cellular component: membrane. The coding region runs from base 147 to 1091 and encodes 314 amino acids. The transcript has 7 exons. The record is from RefSeq and is a predicted model, not a curated record. NCBI's taxonomy places the organism in Eukaryota, Metazoa, Arthropoda, Insecta, Lepidoptera, Pieridae. Gene Ontology annotation, molecular function: phosphatidylinositol bisphosphate binding.
UUAUUUUUUUAUUACCUGCCAAGAAUAAAACACGUAUCGCGUAAGGAGGUUGUUUAUUUUAUGUAUAUUGUAAAAGUUCAUUAGAAAUAAAUAAAAAAUAAGUGCGUCAUUAAGUGGAUUGUGGAAGAUAAAAUCUUUGUAUAAACAUGGAGGCCAUAGCAAAUCAUCCACUAAUAGAAGUCACAAGUGAUGACAUCACAAAGGCGAGGGAAUUUUACGAAAUAAAUGACGUCACAAGGAUAAAACAAAGUUUAGAUACGAUUUAUGAGUGGUGUAAUAAACAAGAUCAUUUGAUAAAUGCAUUGAAAGUUAUGGAUCGCAAUCUCCUAGAACGGAUAUUGAUUUUAUCCAGAGGAUCUGUGGAAGCGGCUAAGACCAAAAUAGACAAGUUAUUAACAUCUAGGGGAAUGAUGCCAGAACUAGCUCUGAAUAAGAGCGUUGAAGAGUUUGAAUUAUUGUGGGAUUAUGGACUAUAUGUGCCGCUCCCAAAGCUUCAUAAAGUAGAUCAGUCCCGAGUGAUGGUGACGCAGUUUCUCUCCGAAAAACUCGACGCGUUCAGCUUACUGUCAUACUUUCGUUAUGCAUUCAUGAUCGGUGAAUACAGACUACACUACGACUAUUGUCUAUCUGAACGGUAUAUAAUCGAUCUAACUAACAUACAUAUUGGCCUUGUUACAAAGGUCAACCCAAUAGUUGUAAAAAAAGCAGAGGUUUUGUGUACGGAAGGUUUUGGAACUAAAAUAAAAGGCAUCCACCUAUUGAACGCGCCACCAUUUGUCGAUAAAAUCGUGUUUUUAAUAAAACAAGGUUUGAAGGAAAAGGUUGCUAGUAGACUCCAUGUCCACAACUCCUACGCCGAACUACACAAACAUAUUCCUAAGGAAAUACUUCCUAAAGAUUUCGAUGGGGAUGGACCGUCGUUAAUAAAAUUAGCAGAGCAAUGGAAAGAAACACUAAAAACCGAAGAAGCAAGGAAAAUAAUUAAAGACAUGGACCAGUUGGUGGCAGAUGAAUCUCGUAGAAGCUCAUCAAAAUUUAACGAGGAAUAUUUAGGGAUGCCAGGCUCAUUUAGAAAAUUAAACGUAGAUUAGAAAAUGGUUUACACGGGUUUUCUAUGUAUUCAGGUAUCUAUAUCUAAGCUAGUUAAAUUACAUGACAUUUUAGCUAAUUCUAAAUCAAUGCAGAUACAAUGUAUAUUACCAAUUAUUAUUAUUAAUGCUUGUUUAUUAUUCUGUAGUUUGUGUAUUAUAUAGUUAUUAGUAUUGUUUGGUAGCGGAUCCGCAACUUUCUUUGCAUUAUUAUUAUUAUUAAAACUAAUUAUUUCAACCUUAUAAAAAUAAAAUAUUUAUAAGAUAACACAACACGUUAAAUAUGUAUAAGAAUUUAAUUUAGAAUGUUUUACUUCAAAUAAAGUUUAUUGUUUGGUUGGGUCUUUAGGUAUUUAGUCUUUAGGAAGGAAAAUAUUACCUCCUCCAGCUACAUUCACCUUGAUUUUGACGCUUCCGUGCAUUCUUAGCUUUCUAUUCACGAUUUCUUUCCAAGACCAAAACGUUUUCCUCAAAUAAAUAUAUUUAUUAACAUA